Messenger RNA from Striga asiatica, 1572 nucleotides. The record is from the annotation of a GenBank genome assembly. NCBI's taxonomy places the organism in Eukaryota, Viridiplantae, Streptophyta, Magnoliopsida, Lamiales, Orobanchaceae.
AGUGUCAAAGGUCAUUUGAACAAAUUAGCUUUUCGGGACCCAUUGCAGAUAAACUAGGCGACGGAUAAAUGGCUGCGGAGAGCAGCGAGAAAUGGGUUCUUGCGCUCACGGCGCAAACUCCAACGAACAUAGCAGUGAUAAAGUACUGGGGAAAGAGAGACGAAGACCUUAUCCUUCCUAUCAACGGCAGUAUUAGCGUAACUCUCAACCCAGAGCACCUCUGCACCACCACCUCCGUUGCCGUCAGCCCGACUUUCACCCAUGAUCGCAUGUGGCUCAACGGCAAGGAGGUAUCCCUUUCCGGAGGCAGAUUCCAGAAUUGCCUGAGGGAACUUCGGUCGCGUGCUAGCGAUGUUGAAGAUGAGGAGAAAGGUGUUAAGAUAGCAAAAGAGGACUGGGAGAAGUUGCAUCUUCAUAUUGUUUCUUUUAACAAUUUCCCUACUGCUGCUGGUUUAGCUUCAUCGGCUGCGGGUUUGGCAUGUUUAGUUUUCUCCCUGGCUAAGCUAAUGAAUGUUAAAGAAGAUCACAGUAAACUGUCAGCUAUUGCGAGACAAGGUUCAGGAAGUGCUUGUCGCAGCCUGUAUGGCGGAUUUGUCAAGUGGAUCAUGGGGAAAGAAGAAAAUGGUAGCGACAGCAUUGCUGUUCAACUUGCAGAUGAGAAGCACUGGGAUGACCUUGUUAUUAUAAUUGCAGUGGUAAGUUCACGACAGAAGGAAACAAGCAGCACUUCUGGAAUGAGUGAUACAGUCAAAACCAGUGAGCUCAUAAAACAUAGAGCAAAGGAAGUUGUACCAAAAAGGAUAAUACAGAUGGAGGAAGCAAUUAAGAAUCGCGAUUUUCCUGCUUUUGCUCCAAGCAACUUCCCUCCACAGGUGGCUUAUACAUUUGAUGCUGGGCCAAAUGCAGUACUAAUUUCUCACAACAGAAAGACUGCCGCCCUUUUGCUUCAGAGACUGCUGUUUUACUUCCCUCCACAGUCAGACACUGAUCUGAACAGUUAUGUUAUUGGUGACAAAACGAUACUAAAAGAUGCCAGGAUUCACGAGAUGAAGGAUGUGGAUGCUUUGUCCCCACCUCCUGAAAUCAAGGAUAACAAUCUAUCAACCCACAAAAACAUAGGUGACGUUAGCUACUUUAUCUGCACAAGGCCUGGGAGAGGUCCAAUAGUGUUAACCGAUCAAAGUCAAUCCCUUAUCAACCCUGAAACAGGUCUUCCUAAAUAAUAGCAGAGGGAUGAUUUUUGAGUUUUUUGAAUUACUGGGGCAAUUUUAAGCUGUGAGCCUUUACAUCGCUUUGUGUUUAGUGAAAUCAGUUCCUUGCAGAAGUUUUAACUUUUCAGACCUGUUGUUUGCUUCUGUAUUAUUGGCACCAUGUUGUAUAAACAUUUUGUUAUUAAAUGAUGACAAAUAAAUGCCAGCUAGGUCCCCGUUUCAUAGUGUCUCAGUUACAAGCUAAUAUUUUAAUUUUUGCUCUUUUCUUCACGGUUGAGGCAGUUUUUGCAUUUUCAUUUUUUUUUCUUCCUCGUACUUUGUAUAUUUGUUCGUCGUUGGCUGAUUCACAUAGGUUGCAUGA